This is a messenger RNA of Oryzias latipes (Japanese medaka), 1722 nucleotides long. It is a transcript of the gene dlx1a, whose product is annotated as distal-less homeobox 1a. Gene Ontology annotation, molecular function: DNA-binding transcription factor activity, RNA polymerase II-specific; RNA polymerase II cis-regulatory region sequence-specific DNA binding. The record is from RefSeq and is a predicted model, not a curated record. Gene Ontology annotation, biological process: embryo development; cell differentiation; negative regulation of transcription by RNA polymerase II. Lineage: Eukaryota; Metazoa; Chordata; Actinopteri; Beloniformes; Adrianichthyidae.
AGAAGGAAAACAACAAAAGAGAGACAAGGGGAACCGUCAGAAGAGAUGACAAUGACCACGAUUCCGGAUGCUCUCAAUAGCCCUGCCUCAGGAAAAGCCGUUUUCAUGGAGUUUGGACCCCCGAGUCAACAAAUGUCGCCUUCAUCCAUGUCUCACGGACACUAUCCCAUGCACUGUUUACAUUCUGCUGGUCCCACGCAGCACGACAGCUACAGCCCAGCCUCGUCGUUCACCCGACCUUUGGGUUAUCCAUACGUCAACACCGUGGGCAGCCACUCUUCCAGUCCAUAUCUCAGUACAGUUCCGACUUAUCAGAACAGCUCUGGACUCACGCAGACGCGAUUAGAGGACGCGGCGCCAGAAGCCGAGAAAAACACGGUGGUCGAAGGUGGAGAGGUGCGGUUCAACGGAAAGGGCAAGAAGAUUAGGAAACCAAGGACUAUAUAUUCCAGUUUACAGCUUCAGGCUCUGAACAGGAGAUUCCAACAGACGCAGUAUCUGGCGCUGCCGGAGAGAGCUGAGCUGGCUGCCUCGCUGGGUCUGACUCAGACACAGGUAAAAAUCUGGUUCCAGAAUAAAAGGUCCAAGUUCAAGAAACUGAUGAAACAAGGCGGCAGUACAAUUGACACCAAUGUUUUGACCACCGGCCGCGGACUGUCUAGCGGCUCUCCCUCGGUGGCUCCAGUCUGGACCUCUCCGUCCACCGUGAAGACGUCGGUGGGCACGACGGGCUCGUACAUUCCCAGCUACACCUCGUGGUAUCCAACCACACACCAAGAGUCUAUGCAACAGUCCCAGCUCAUGUGAACAGGAGCCUUCAGUGCAGACAUUUCGGGGGAGGUGGUGAAGUGGUGAAAGGCCCCCUACUUGCAGCCGCUUAGCGCGGCUCAGCAACGACGAUGCGCUGAUGAUGCGCCGCCGCCGCCGCCGCAUCCCGCCACAUGACACCGAGGCCACCGAGGAGCAGAGAGCGGAGCAAACAGCGAACCAAGGGGCCACAAAAUGAGGGGCCGCGGAAUUUAGGGGGCAAAAAGAGCGGUUAUUUCGGGCGCCGGUUUCUUUCAUGUCUUUUUCUACCUGUUUCUUUGUGUGAACAAUUCUGUCAGUGAAGCUGUGUGUUUAUGUUUGUUUACCAAAAGGUGACGAUUACGCAACAACAAAAAAUCUCCAUAUAUGGCAGCAAAUGGCCUGUUGGGCCCCAUCAGUGUCUUUGAGCAAAUUACAAAUUCCAGCACACAGCAAAUCCAAACGCAGCGAAUGCGCUGCGCAAAAGCCUCAAAUCGCUUCUGUGUUUUUUUCUAUACGUUUGUUAUUUAAGUUAAGUUAUUCAGACUGGCUUUUGUGUUCCUUUUCGUGUUUGGAAUAACAACACUGCGUUGUUAAUGCUGCACUAAGGCGAGCUUUUAUAUGCCCCGACGUUAUGUGAAAAAUGUAAAAUGGCCAGACGAUUUUGCUGCUUCAGAAAAAAAGGAAAAUCUCAAAAGCCAGCAGCUCAUUUGUCACUGUAUUUUGUACAGAAUGUUUUGGGGGUAUUUGUGCUGUACUGGAUACGCUGUGAAACAGGGUUUAGGCUUCGUGUACUUGUCCAAAAUGUGUUUAGUCCUUAUAGAAAAAAUUUAGUUUUGUAUUGAUCCCUCUAAUUUAUUUAUGUGUUUCUUGAGUUUAUGUACAUAAAGUGCAAAGUUUCCAAAAAGAGUAAAAUAUGGUUUAAAUUAUGUCAAA